UCAUAUCUUAGCUACGCAGCCCUUUAUUGUACUCCGGGAUUCUAAAGUUGGCUACGAUUUAAUCUGUACAAAGUACUUCGUCCGUCCCUUAUUACUGUUGCAUCAAAAAAAUAAGCGGAGAAAGUAUAAGACACGACUCGGGAAAUUGACGCCUGAAACUUUGAUUUGGUUUAUUGAAAACUCAGUCACUUUCUUCUCUGCUGCCGCCUUCACCACCGCUUAUCUGGGCUGGAAGCUUCUCUAAGAAGUAGAUUACUCUCAAGAUGUCUGGGAUUUCAGGAUUUGGCGCUCUUGCACCCAAAACAAAGAAUAUAAUUGUUGCUGGGGGGCUGACAUCAUUUGUUUUUGGAGUGUACUUCUACACCAUGCGAGCUGUUGGGGGUACUGAUGAACUUCAGGUAGCCAUCGACAAGUUUGAAGACAAGAAGCACCAAGAUGAGGCCAAAGCAAACUAGGCAUAGAUCUCGAUCAUGCAAAGAAACUUGAGGUGCAUCAAUAAUCUGACUGUUAUGUUCCUCAUCUGUAGCUGAAUCGAUGUUUAGACAUUGUAUAGUUUACAUAUGGUGUGACAUUUGUUGGCCUUGAAAAUUUUAAAUGUGUUUAGCACAAGUUUCAGCUGGAUUUUAAAUAUGAUGUCACACGCACAGCUGAUUGAGCUCUACCAGUAUUUAGGUGAGUCGGAUUGGGUGCAGCUUGAAUGAUGAAAUAUUGAGCUCAUCAGCUCAAAUGAUUAACAAACAGAAUGUUUGAAAAUAAUACACAGUGAGACUAAGCACCAUUAAAUUGUGCUGUUGCUUGUUUCUGUAGUAGAUGUAAGCAUUUUUCUGCUGUCUAAAGUUUUGAGUUGACCUA
Messenger RNA from Chenopodium quinoa (quinoa), 852 nucleotides. RefSeq lists its product as uncharacterized. The coding region runs from base 264 to 455 and encodes 63 amino acids. The record is from RefSeq and is a predicted model, not a curated record. The transcript is spliced from 2 exons. NCBI's taxonomy places the organism in Eukaryota, Viridiplantae, Streptophyta, Magnoliopsida, Caryophyllales, Amaranthaceae.